Molecule: messenger RNA, 3421 nt
Organism: Pseudoliparis swirei
Lineage: Eukaryota; Metazoa; Chordata; Actinopteri; Perciformes; Liparidae
Gene: rce1a
Product: Ras converting CAAX endopeptidase 1a
Exons: 8
Coding region: 566-1525 (319 amino acids)
Biological process (GO): CAAX-box protein processing
Cellular component (GO): endoplasmic reticulum membrane
Molecular function (GO): metalloendopeptidase activity
Source: RefSeq, a predicted model, not a curated record
CAAAACAUAAGAAAUAUCUACAAAAUCAGACCACAGAUAAAAACAACAUACAAGUGAUGGAUGAACUGAAAGUAAUAAAGUUUGCAGUUUUCAUGGAAAUCACGAAAUGCUGAUGGACAACAGAGGAUUUACCUGCUUUCAUCAAUAAUCAAUCAUCUGGAAUGUAAAACUAUAUUUAUUUUCGCUUCCGUUUUAGGGCAUUUCGGGGUUCCGGGUGAAUGUAACGUUCAGGGGCAAUCAGAUAAAGGUUGUUUUUAUAAAACCAACCGAAACAAAGGAAAAACCAGUGAAGAACAUACUUCCCGACACCAGGUGGCAGCAUUGAGUCAGUAGCCAGCUGAAAAAAGAAAUACUUCGAUAAGAAGAAGAAGAAGAGGAAGUAGAAAAAGCAACAUACGAUGACGUCAUUGUAAAGCGUCCAGCUAGCAACAUUAGCUCGCGCCUCGAAGGGGAGAGUGUUGGCGCCUCCACGCCUUCAGGCCGGUGGCUGAUUCACCCCGUUAGAUGGUCCACCGACCGGCCCGGUGCCGAAGACUCGUUCGCAUCAUCCCGACCGGCGGUCGUCAUGGCGGAGGAGUUGGAGGACCUGCUGACCGACGGGCCGCAGCGCAGCAAUGGCGGCUUCGUCCCGCCGGACGGCUUGUGCUGGGUGUCGGUGCUGUCCUGUCUGCUGCUGGCGUGCGCCUACGUGGGGAGCCUGUACGUGUGGAGGAGCGACCUGCCGAGGGAUCACCCCACUGUGAUAAAGCGGCGCUUCACCAGCGUGCUCGUGGUGUCCGGCCUGUCUCCGCUCUUCGUGUUGGCGUGGAGGGAGUUCACCGACGUCCGGACCGGCCCGUCGCUACUGGCUCUCAUGGGGAUCCGGUUGGAAGGCCUCAUCCCGGCGGUCCUCCUCCCUCUGGCGCUCACCAUGGUCCUGUUUCUGGGCCCCCUCAUGCAGUUGGCGAUGGACUGUCCCUGGAGCUUCAUGGACGGGGUCCGCGUGGCCUUGGACCCGUGGUUCUGGAUGCUGUGCCUCAGCGACAUGCGCUGGCUGAGGAACCAGGUGGUGGCGCCGCUGACGGAGGAGCUGGUGUUCCGGGCCUGCAUGCUGCCCAUGCUGGUGCCGUGUGCUGGGCCCCUGGCCGCCAUCUUCACCUGCCCGCUGUUCUUUGGCGUGGCUCACUUCCACCACGUCAUCGAGCUGCUGAGGUUCAGGCAGGGGACGCUGGCCGGGAUCUUCCUGUCCGCAGUGUUCCAGUUCUCCUACACGGCCGUGUUCGGGGCCUACACGGCCUUCCUCUUCAUCCGGACAGGCCACCUGAUUGGUCCGGUGCUCUGCCACUCCUUCUGUAACUACAUGGGCUUCCCGGCCGUCGGCACGGUGAUGGAGCACCCCCACCCCGUCGGCGUCCUCUCGUCCUACCUGAUGGGCGUCAUCCUCUUCCUGCUCCUCCUCUUCCCCUUCACAGACCCCUCCUACUACGGCCUGCCCACGCCCGUGUGCACCCUCACCCCCUCCCCCAGCGCCCUCUGCGGCUCCUGACCCCCCCCCCCCCACUCCUCUUUUAUUGUCUCGUUUCUUUUAUCCGUCAUGCUGCGUUCAGGGUCCAGGUGAAGUCGAUCUGACUCCUCGUGCUGUGACGAAGCUGAUGGUCCGUUCCAUUAAUGGAUCAAACCAAUGUCCCACUGACCGGGUCCUGUCCUUUUCCCAGCGUGGUACAUUCAUCACUGUUCACCAUCUUGGCCAAUAGAACCCGGCGGUGGCUCUGAUAAACGCCCUCGUCCUCAUAUCCAAUAGAAACGAGACCUGGCUGCCGGGUUCUGCUGGUCUCGGGGGUUCUGGUCGGGUUGUUGAUGGUGAGGCCGGACUAGUUCAGGUUUCUAUCGUGUUCUUAGAGUUAUUCGUUGCUGUGUCUCUGGACCUCGUUGACGUGGGUUGUUGGAGAAAUCUGGUUUUCCUUGUGGCCGCAGUGCAUUGUGGUCCGUGGAGGCUCGCGAUGACGAAACGAGGAAGUGCACCGACGAUGUUUUGAACCGCGAGACAUUUCUUCUUCUGUGAAGUGGACUCUGCUGGAGGCCGUCGGCGUGUUGAUGGCCGGUGGUUUGUUGUGACUGGGUAUCGAUGUGAGGCGUUCGGCGGUCCCCGUGUUGGUUUGUUUCAGGAGGUAGAAGACGCUCUGGGUGCUGCUGGUCCACGCAGAGGUGACCUCCAGUUUGAGUCCUGGAGAGUCUUUGUGGUCCAAUGGAGGAUCUCCUCCUGCGAGGUUCAGGACUGAAGGACAACGCAGCCGUGAUGUCAUCCGCCGGUCCGACCCGCCCGGCGCUGGAACGUGAGCAGCCGGUGUUGUCGGACUUUGUGUCAUCCAAAAUGCUUUGAUCUGAAUCUUUAGCUGGCGAGAUACGCUGAGUCAGCGCUACGCUGAGGGUCACACAUGCGUAGCAACAAUCUGACCAGUUCUUAACUGUCUGGGAUCACAAUCUGUCCCCUGAGUGGUGGGCAGCGCCCUCUACAGGAAGGGUUCCUAUUGGCUACUCGCGCUCCAGGAUGAAGCGUUUACAUAAAUGUGCUUCAGCAGAACUCUGUUGCAUUCAUGAAACCACCGGCCAAACCAACAGAAACACGGUUUAAGGAAGAGAUGCUUGUUGUUGUUGUGCACUAGUCCUCCAGACUACUGAGAGUCUGGUGACUCUCGUCCUCUAGAGGGCUUCACGGUCGCAUCGCGUUAUUUGAUUAAAGUGUCAAACUAGAAGCUGACGUGUGCGUGUAGCUGAUACUGUGAAGGAGAAGAAGCUGCUUCGGCUCUUCAGCAAUACGCUCUUGAUAUUGGAUCUCUUUGAUGGGACUGUGUGUCUGUUCCUUGUGAGUCGCGGCCAGCAGAGGGCGCCGCAGGCCGCUGAGGGGCCUCUGGCUCAGACUCCUUGUCCCCGUGGCUUUGGACCCAAUUGUGUAGAUUGUUCUUCAUCCGGAACGUGCUUCAGGUUGUGUCCGGUGGCUCGACUGAUCACACUCCACGGUUACUCGGAUGGGAGGCAGCAGUUUAUCAAGAAGUUUUUCUGAAAGUAUAGUUUUCUGAUUCAAGACCAGAGAUAUGCAAAUGUUUAAUGUCUCGUCGGGACGCGUUGCCUCUGCAUGUUGACGCUCUGCAGCCCACACACACACACACACACACACACACACUUCAACGGGAGCAUCUUCAGGACGGUGCGGUGCUUGGUCAAACCUCUGUCUGCAGGAAUGUUGGUGAAUAUUUCUUCCCCUUCAGGGUCUCUGUCAGUGUUUUGGGUUUUUUAUGUUAGUGGCUCAAUAAAAGUGUUUCAUUUAUGAAGAGUUAAUAACAACAAAGACCCCGUUAAACUUAUUUAUUUGUGUUUGUGUGUGUGUGUGUGUGUGUGUGUGUGUGUGUGUGUGUGUGUGUGUGUGUGUGUGUGUGUGUGUGUG